This is a messenger RNA of Maylandia zebra (zebra mbuna), 1650 nucleotides long. It is a transcript of the gene med30, whose product is annotated as mediator complex subunit 30. NCBI's taxonomy places the organism in Eukaryota, Metazoa, Chordata, Actinopteri, Cichliformes, Cichlidae. Gene Ontology annotation, molecular function: transcription coregulator activity. Gene Ontology annotation, biological process: positive regulation of DNA-templated transcription. The record is from RefSeq and is a predicted model, not a curated record. Gene Ontology annotation, cellular component: mediator complex.
GCGAUAGUUGCAGCAGCAGCUGAGAUCCCUGAAGCAGAGGGAUUUGACAUGUCAACAAAAGAGAUAAAUUAUCACCACACAGGCAUGUAAAUGUCUCCUGGUGUGGAAUAACCUGACAGGGAAACACGUGAACCUCCCUCCAAUCCAUCCUCUCCAGCAGCAUCGUCACCUGCAGUGUCCAUGACGACCCCUCCUCUCGUGUCACCUUUUGGCGGGCAGCCGCCACCUCAGCAGCAGCAACAGCAGCAGCAGGCUCAGGCAGCACGGGACGUCAACACGGCCUCGCUGUGUCGCAUCGGUCAGGAGACGGUCCAAGACAUCGUCCUCAGGACCAUGGAGAUCUUCCAGCUCCUCAGAAACAUGCAGCUGCCUAAUGGAGUCACUUACCACCCCAACACCCACCAGGACAGGCUGGGGAAACUCCAGGAGCAUCUACGAACGCUUUCUGUGCUCUUCCGCAAGCUGCGCCUCGUCUACGAUAAAUGCAACGAAAACUGUGCCGGCCUCGACCCCAUACCUCCAGAGCAACUGAUACCCUUUGUGGAAGAUGACGGCUCCAAACAUGAAGACCGAUCAGGUGGACAGAGCCGCUCUGCCAGUGAGGAAAGGAGAGAAAUCCUGGAGGUCAACAAGAAGCUGAAGCAGAAGAACCAGCACCUGAAACAGAUCAUGGACCAACUCCGCAACCUCAUCUGGGAGAUCAACUCCAUGCUGGCUGUCAGGAGCUGAGCCACACACACAAACACACGUGUACAAGGUGCAAUCAGAAAGUUUAGAGACGGUAUCUAUAAAAUCUUUAAAAGUAAAGUAGUCUUUACGACAGGCUGCAUCUCAUCCACAGCUUCCAAAUAACAGCUGUUGCUUAAUAUGAAGCUCAUUUUGUGAGCAAGGAUGAUCUAAGCAAACAGCUUGUAGGGACUUACUUGUUCAGCAACAACACGAGGCAUAGGGUGGGUAGUGGGUGUGUCAGUGUGGCCAAAGAACCUGUGCAAUGUCACCACGAACCACCGAGCUGCCGUCGUGCCAAAGUUUGUGUUGGUUGAAUCUUCUCCCUCAGGACAUUGCUGCAGACCUCAUUGACAGUUUGACACUGUGGAUGAAUUCACAGUGCACACACUGAAUGUUGAAGAAAACAAUGCAAAGCAUGCUCUUUGUUCUGCACUUCAUGCUUUGGCACUUUAGGUUCUUCUCCUGCAAAAACAACCUGUUUAGUUGUUAAGGCAAAGCAAAACAGCCAACUAAAAUCGAUGAUCUGCGAGACAGAUUUUGGCUCAUUCUGGAGUCUGUUGAUAGAUCUGCUUGCAGACUCUGAGACACUGUGCCUGUUUCACAGCAUAAAUGUGCACCUGCACGUGGAUACAAAAAUAUCAAUGACCCCUGACUCACAAAAGUUAAUUUAAUCACCCGUUCACAUUCACAUAAUCAAUGUCUCAGUCGAUUCUUUCUCAACAGGCACAAGCUCAGAUUUUUUUUGAUUGCACCUUGUAUGUAGGACAUCCACAGGUACACAUGGACUACAGAUAAUGGAUUGGUGAUGGGUUCUUAAACUGGAUCUAUGACAGGUUACCACAGACUGGCUGAAGCAGUGCUUCACAGAAGGAAUUGGUACUCUAGCAAUAUCAAAAGGCUUCUAAAAGAAGACAUUAAAGA